GGUUUCUUCUGGACAGAAGAAACUCAAACCUCCCUCUCCUUCUCCUUCCAUCCCUACAUAUUCUCCCACUCUCAGAUUCUCCGCUCAAGUCAAGGUGUGAAGUUUGUUUUAUUAGAUAGAGAUUUGAAGGCCAAAGAUGGGUCUGGUAGUAGUGAUUUCUCUGCCAUUGAUUCUCUUCUGCUUACUGCUUGGGUUCGGCUGUUAUUUCCUGGGAAGAGCCAGAGGAAGACAAGAUGUCCGCACCAAUGCUCAGGUCUAUGGAGUCCCCACUCCACCUCCUGGUUCUGCAGCUGAGGCUGCUACCUCUUAUCCUUCACCUCCUCCUGCACACACCAAGCUUUUCAACAACUCUGCAAAUGUUUAAGCUCCAUCUCCAAUCCCUCAUCUAAAGAUUAUUUAUUUCUUUUUUCUUUUUUUGUUUGUGUUCCUUUAAAUUCUCUGCAUGUAAAGAGUGAUUAAUUUUCCAAAUUUAUUGUAAAAUACCUUUUCUUUCUUCCAGUUUUUUGUUCUUGAUAUAAUUACUGGUGUGAGAUGGAAAAAAGACAAUACAGAAUUGGGUGUUAAAGAACUUUUCA
Molecule: messenger RNA, 575 nt
Organism: Tripterygium wilfordii
Lineage: Eukaryota; Viridiplantae; Streptophyta; Magnoliopsida; Celastrales; Celastraceae
Exons: 1
Coding region: 137-364 (75 amino acids)
Source: RefSeq, a predicted model, not a curated record